GGUGUUCUUUAGGGUACAAAUCCCCAGCAGCGUCUGUUAUGCGUCAGCUGGAUGCUCGAUAAUCGCCACCACCACGACUACACAGUACUGUGGUACAACCACCCCGCGCUCUGUGACGCAACUUGUACUGUGAUACUGGCCUAUCCCGCACUCCCCUGAGCUGCGCUGCAACAACGGGAAUUUGGCCUGCGUGAACACAAAGCCACCUCCAUCGACUGACGUCAUUGGCCGGCCCCCCAACCUCUAUAAAUGGGCUCUGGCUUCUUUAUGCACAGGUGCAGAUCAACGAAAAGAACACGUUACUAGGAGCUUUUAACUCGAAUGUAAACACGAAGGGAAUCAUCUCAGACUUUUGUUUCACAUCUGGAUCAAUCCACCACAACUAUGCCAGACAAGGAGGGACAGCAACAACACAUCCCCAACCCCGCCUACGAGGAGCAUGGCGAGGAAGAACAACAGAAAGGGACGGGUGGCCUACUCUCCACUGUCGGCGACCCAAUAGGCAAAGUCCUCAACACCGGCCUCCGCCCCGUCGGCGCUCCGCUCGAAAAGGUCACAAAGCCUCUCGGCGAUGCUGUCGGCGGAACCACGAAGCCUGCCCUAGGCCCUCUGAUGGGCACAAAGGAAGAGCGCAUGGAGAUCAUCGGAGGAGAUAAUAAGGAUAGCUAUUUGCACCGGCCAGAGAAGAUUGCGGGCAAGGAGCAGACGGGGGAUAAUCCGCUGGGGUUGGAUCAGACGGGCCGGUGGGGGUUUAGGGAUGAGGACUAGGCUGUUGAGCGAUUUUGUGAUAUCCUGGAGCUUUACUUCUCUGUGGUAAUGGAUGAAAAGGUCAGGUUGACCAGUUUAUAUUGUGAAUGAC
Molecule: messenger RNA, 859 nt
Organism: Westerdykella ornata
Lineage: Eukaryota; Fungi; Ascomycota; Dothideomycetes; Pleosporales; Sporormiaceae
Exons: 2
Coding region: 385-768 (127 amino acids)
Source: RefSeq, a predicted model, not a curated record